GAUAUCUUUUUCUUCUGUGCAACCUCCUCCUCUGGUUUAGGAACAGUCUGUUACUGGUCAGCAUCGUCUCCGCGUGGCAGGUUUUACAAAAGAGGCAAAUUAUUCGACUUCUUCUAGAUUUUUUCCAGUUUUUUCUAUAAAUCAAAACAUCUCAAAAUGGAGGCCUAAAACCCUUAAAAGGGACUUAGUCUAAUCUCCGGGAGGUAGUUUUGUGCAUGAAUAAACAAAUUCAAUAGUGAACUGGAGUUUUGGUAUCCAAAGAAUGUUAAUUUAAAAAACCUAGACCAUAUGAGCGAAUCUAGUCAUAUGAGUUGUAACUAUGAAGUGAUGAUAAUCUUGGUUUGAAUCUGACUUGUGACAUAAAGGAGAAGUGAUUCUGGCUGGAACAUACUGUUGAGCCACGGACUGCGGUGCAGGAUAGAAAAAAGGAACUCGUGUUUCGUAGAGAUCUAAAAAUGAGUGGUAGUUAUCUAGAACAAAGAGUAAGUAUUUCAGCCCUCUGCUAAAUUAGAGAAAUAUGCAGGAGAGACCUCUGACGGGUGGGAGUCAAGAACUCCAACGUCAAGAACAAGAUUUCCCAAUACAACACAUGGAGAGAGAGAAUGACACGUGAGCAACUGGUGAAGAAAUUAUCUAACCAUGUAGAUGACCAUCGAUAUGUUAGAAGUCCAAAAUUUAGUUUGUUCAAACGUGCUAUUGUCUGUGAGAAGGAUAGCAGUGGGAAUCACGGCUGGGGGGAAAUGAACAGACUUAGCAGAGAAGAGGUACACAGAGAAAGGGAUUGGCACCAGGAAGGUUUUUAUAACAAUGUGUAAUGUUUUUGUCCAGUGACAAGCAAACCAAAGUGAGGCACGGUAACUUAGCUUUGAGGGAAAUCAUCAUGGGUAUGGAGAUACAUUUCUCAUGCCAUUUGGACGUAAAGCAUUACAGUCUGCGUGGAAGCCCCAGCAUGAGUGCACCAGGGGCCAGACUGCUGCUAGAAAACCCAUACGGCUUGUUUGCUGGUCCUUGCUAAUAUUCUGGAUGCAGACCCUAUUUACUGGUAGCUAGUCACAAUUGAGACAUCCUGAAUCUUAUGAAGGUCUCUGCUUCUCAAAAGGAGUAGAUUGUGACAAAGUAAACUUAUUAUUAUUUUUUGUUAUGAUAAAUUCCGGUUCAAGGUAUGCUGUCUGUAAAAUUAGUUCUGACCAAAGCCAAAUUUGUACGAUUUGAUUAUCCAGCUUAGCCUACAAAUUCAGCGCUCUGACUUUUGAUUCUUUUAAAAAAUCCAUUAUCAGAUAGAAGACUUGGUAUUGUCUCUCAGCAGCCUGAAGCUGAGCCCAAAAGACCAACUAAGCGAAUACAUUCAUCUUGAUAAUUUAUUUGAAAUAGAAUGUUUAAUUUGCUAAGUUCUAGUGGAAUCACUAUGACUCAGCAACCAAGCUCCUGAUUAUGGGAAGUAAUUAUUAUUUAAUAAAUUUUGAAAUAGGCCUUAAGAUGCAUCAACCAAUUCUCUUCCUAUUUCAGCUCUUCAUUUAUAGGAAAAUUCUAGUAGAUUGUUUUGUUUUCCCUAUUAAAAUUACUAUAGGAAGAAAAAUUAAUUUGAGCAAGGUUUGGGAUGUGCUGUAUUUCACUGCAUCUAAGACAUCAUUGAUUGUAAGACACACCAUCACUUUAAUACUUUUGGGAAAUAAAAAUGCUGUUAAUUAAAAUAUGAUAUGUUACAACUUGUAAGAUACCUCUUGAUAACAGAUACUUGAAAGAUGCAUCUUAAAUCAGUGAAAUAGGGUCGUGCAUUCUUCUUUUGAGGUAGGUCUUAUGCUUUUUCUUUUUUUCUGGCUACCAAAUUUCAUAAUUAAAGGCAAAACAAACCCAGUUUGAGUUUCGUUUCUGUAGAGCACUUAGUGAGCAUAGCUUUCCCCAGGCCAGCAAGCUGGCUGCAUAAGUCCCACGUUUCAUCUGCAGGCUGGCUGAAUGCUGCUGCACCGUGCCUGGGGGGGACAGGACGUGGAGUGGCCUCCGGUGACCCAAAGCGCUCUACGCUUUCACGAAGGGUUUUGAUUUUCUUCAUGAGGUGCUGUGUAUCACCAUGUUUACACUGUGUGUAUAAAGAUCAUGCAAAGGUGCGGGUGUACGUAAUUGUCCCUUAAAAUGUGUCCGUGUAGAACGCAGACUCUCAGCAUGCCAACACCCUAAACGUGCAGAGGAAGAGAAGGACGAGAGAUGUCCCGGUGUGGGUGCUCCACCGAGGAUUAAAAGUAACCCAAAUCAAGAGCCGUGCACAAAACUACCUCCCCUGAGAAAGGCUAGUCCCUUUUCUUCCCCGUCCACUUCACUAUGAACAUUGUACAGAAUAGCCUGUUCUUGUCCAAUUUGCUGAAAAGCACCCCUGUGCUUGAGCUGAAAUACGACCAUUCGUGUGAACUCUAUAGAAUGUCCACCUACUCGGCGUUCCCCGCUGGCGUCCCCAUCUCCGAGAGGAGUCUGGCCCGGGCUGGUUUUUACUACACUGGUGUGAACGACAAGGUCAGGUGCUUCUGCUGUGGCCUGAUGCUGGACAACUGGAGACCUGGAGACCAUCCUGUUGAAAAGCACAAACAGCUCUAUCCCAGCUGCGCCUUUAUUCAGAAUCUAAACUCAGCCUGUGUUUCGGGAGCCAGCUCUCCACCUCCUCCUCCUUGUUCAGUAACAAACUCCACACAUCCACUGCCUCCCAGUUUGGAAAACACUGGAUAUUUCAGUGGGUCUUAUUCCAGCUUCCCAUCGAAUCCCAUGAACUUCAGACCAAAUCAGGAGUUUGCUCCCUGGAGGCCCAGCCCCUACAACGGUGCAGUGAAGACGGCGGAAGCCCGCUUACUCACUUUCCAGACAUGGCCCUUGACCUCUCCGCAGGCGCCGGAACUGGCCAGAGCUGGCUUCUACUAUGUAGGACCUGGGGACAGAGUGGCCUGCUUCGCCUGCGGUGGGAAGCUGAGCAAUUGGGAACCGAACGAUAACGCUCUGUCAGAACACCUGAGACACUUCCCCGACUGCCCGUUUGUGGAAAGUCAGCUCCAGGAUGUGCUGAGAUCCACCGUGUCCAACGUGAGCAUGCAGACCCACGUGGCCCGCCUGAGAACCUUCUGCAGCUGGCCCUCCCACGUUCCUGUCCGGCCCGAGGAGCUCGCCACGGCGGGCUUCUAUUACACGGGUCACAGCGACGACGUCAAAUGCUUUUGCUGCGAUGGCGGACUGCGGUGUUGGGAAUCUGGAGACGACCCGUGGGUGGAGCAUGCCAAGUGGUUUCCGAGGUGUGAGUACUUGAUACGCAUCAAAGGACAAGAGUUCAUCAGUCAAAUUCAAGCCAGUUACCCUCAUCUACUUGAACAGCUGUUAUCUACUUCAGACAACACAGAAGAUGAAAAUGCUGAAUCACCAAUUGUCCAUUUUGGACCUGGAGAAAACCGUUCAGAAGACGCAGUCAUGAUGAACACCCCCGUGGUGAAGGCCGCCUUGGAGAUGGGCUUCAGUAGAAGCCUGGUGAGGCAGACGGUGCAGAGUAAGAUCCUGACCACUGGGGAGAAUUACAGAACCGUUAACGAUAUUGUGUCUGAUUUACUUCACGCGGAAGACGAAAUAAAGGAAGAGGAGAAAGAAAGAGCAGCUGAGAACAGAGAAUCAGACGACGUAGCAUUGAUCCGGAAGAACAGAAUGGUGCUUUUCCAGCAUUUGACUUAUGUGCUCCCAAUCCUGGAUAGUCUGCUAACUGCCGGAGUGAUUAGUGAGCAAGAACACAGUGUGAUUAAGCAGAAGGCACAGACGUCUCUGCAAGCAAGAGAGCUGAUUGAUACUGUGUUAGUAAAGGGAAGCUUUGCGGUCACCAUAUUUAAAAACUCUCUACAAGAAACGGACCCCAUGUUAUACAAGCGUUUCUUUGUGCAACAGGACAUAAAGUAUAUCCCCCCAGAAAAUGUCUCAGAUUUACCAGUGGAAGAGCAGUUGAGGAGGCUGCAGGAAGAGAGGACGUGUAAAGUGUGCAUGGACAAAGAAGUUUCCAUAGUGUUCAUUCCGUGUGGCCACCUGGUUGUGUGCAGAGACUGCGCCCCGUCUCUACGAAGAUGUCCUAUCUGCAGGGGCGCAGUCAAGGGCACAGUGCGUACGUUUCUUUCAUGAGGAAGAUCCCAAACUUUGUCUACACUUUAAAAUUAAUGGAUUAAAUGUAUUGUAAUUUUGACUACUAUGCUGGUUGGUUUCCUUAAGAUAUUUAUCUGUUUGCAACUCAAAACUGAUAUAAAUAUAUAUCCAAAUGCUGUGAGCCGUAUGUACCUAAGAGAGAGUGAGAACGAUAGGCUUUUGUUCAUGUGAACAAAGAGCACUACAGGGACAAUACUAAAUCAGAAUUUCCGCACUACUGAACUCGUAAGUGAAUGAAGCUUUCAGAAUUUUAAAUACUUUGGAGUCGUAUUAAGAAACAGGAGCACGGAUUAUCUGCCUUUCUUGAUCCAAAUCCUGUAUGUAGAAGGUCUUGAUAUUUGUUGAAUGACUUUUUGGGGACUUGGUGGUUUUGUAAAGAAUUCUGUGAUGAACAUUUUAAUAAAGCCAUAAAAUUAC
This is a messenger RNA of Leptonychotes weddellii (Weddell seal), 4569 nucleotides long. NCBI's taxonomy places the organism in Eukaryota, Metazoa, Chordata, Mammalia, Carnivora, Phocidae. The record is from RefSeq and is a predicted model, not a curated record.